UUACAUAACCUAAAAGGUUGUACAGAAGAAAAUAACAUUUUUUGUUGAUAUUUUAGGAAUAAAUGUUAUUAUUUCGCAAAUUAUCGUCACAAAUCUUACGUAGUGAUCAUUUAGUUUUCAAUAAAAAUAUCUUUAAAUCAAUUCUUGGUCAAAAUCGUUUAAACUCAAGUUCUAACCACAACGAAGUGUUGUUUAAAACAUUAAAAAUGGAAAAAAAAGCUGGAAAAUAUUUAUCCGAUAUUUCAAAAACUCUCCAGGAAUAUGCUCCAUUAGAAUACGCUGAAAGUUGGGAUAAUGUGGGUCUUUUAGUAAAUCCGAUGUCAAACGAACCUAUUCAAAAUGUUUUAUUAACAAACGAUCUAACCGAGAUCGUAGUGGAAGAAGCUAUAAAAUUACAAACUGGGUUAAUAAUAACAUAUCAUCCAAAUAUAUUUCGAGGAUUGAAGAGUGUUUCAAAUACAUCUUGGAAAGAACGAAUAAUUAUCCAAUGCAUUAAGAAUAAAAUUGCUGUGUAUUCUCCACAUACUUCAUGGGAUAAUGUUAGAGGCGGUGUUAACGAUUGGCUAGUUAAAGCAUUUCCAGUUAAAUCGCAUAAUAUUGAGUUUAUCAAAGAAAAUCCAAAUUAUAAUAUGGUAGGAUCCGGUAGAAUUUUUAGUUUAGACGAACCAAUCAGUGUUUCAAAAGCUGUAGAUUUAGUAAAGAAACAAAUCGGGUUGGAUUAUGUUCGAUUAGCUUUAGGAACAAACAAAACAGAAUCUUCGGACAUUAAUGUGAUUGCUUUAUGUGUGGGAUCCGGAAGUUCCGUUUUAAGUGGGGUCAAAGCCGACUUAUAUGUAACAGGAGAGAUGCUUCAUCAUGAUAUUUUAGAUGCAACCCAAAAUGGAAUUAAUGUCAUUUUAUGUAAUCAUAGCGAUUCCGAAAGAGGUUUCUUAAAGAAAUUUAAAACCAUUUUCACAUCACUUUUAAAUAAUGAUGUAAACGUUUUUGUUUCCGAAGUCGAUAAAGAUCCUCUAAAAACGGUUUAAAAUACAAAUAUUUGUCUCAAAACAAUAUUAAUUAAUGUUAUAAAUUGUUUUGAGAUGUUUAAUGUUACAAUUUCAAAAUAAAUAAUUUGUAUGUGG
This is a messenger RNA of Onthophagus taurus, 1121 nucleotides long. RefSeq names its product NIF3-like protein 1. Gene Ontology annotation, cellular component: mitochondrion; cytoplasm. The record is from RefSeq and is a predicted model, not a curated record. Lineage: Eukaryota; Metazoa; Arthropoda; Insecta; Coleoptera; Scarabaeidae.